ACAGUUCUACCUUCUGCGUUCGGCUGCUAUAGGCUGAGUUGUACUGCGGCUUGCGAUUGGUUGCUGUAGUGACAUAUAGUGGAGCGUUAGCACGACACCCCUAGCCACUUUCCAUUGCAACUUUUUCUAUACGUUUAAAUGUAUAUCUAUUCAUCUGUGUACUUCAGUCGGAUACCAGGAAUGAAUGAUGCAAUGAGAUACAAUAAGAAACGACCUAGGUGUGACACAGUUGUUUUAAUGUAGAUUCAAGUAGCCUACACCAUCUGGCACUUUAUUAUAAUUUUUUACUUUUUUGGCAUUUUCAGUGACAUAUAUUCUUUCAUUCUUGAUAUUACAGGACCUGGCAACUAAAUGAAAGCAUGGAUUUGUUUUUUAUUUUUUUAUCUUUAACUUUUGUUGUUUGCCAGACCUUACCUUCUCAAAACGUCUAUACAAAUCACUGGGCUGUGCGAAUUUCGGGCGGACGCGAGGAAGCUGACAAACUUGCUUCAAAAUAUGGCUAUAAUAAUUUGGGGCAGAUUGGAAGCUUGGAGGAUCACUACCAUUUUCAUCAUAGCAGAGUUGUGAAAAGAUCUGCCUUCUCUACAAGGGGGACCCACAGCUUCAUCCACAUGGAUCCACAGGUUGACUGGGUUCAGCAGCAGGUGGUGAAAACACGGGUGAAGCGGCAUAUCACGAAUGAUCUCAACUUUGUGCACUUCAACGAUCCCAAGUGGUCAGGCAUGUGGUACAUUCACUGCGGGGAGAAAAGCAGCCGCUGCCGGUCGGAGAUGAACAUCCUGGCGGCUUGGCAGAGAGGUUACACGGGCAAGAAUGUGGUGGUCACCAUCCUGGAUGACGGUAUUGAGCGGAACCACCCCGACCUUGCACAGAACUAUGAUCAGCUUGCGAGCUAUGAUGUCAACGGAAAUGACCACGAUCCCACUCCACGAUAUGACUCCAGCAAUGAAAACAAACACGGGACUCGGUGUGCUGGUGAAGUCGCAGCUGCGGCCAAUAACUCUCACUGCAUGGUUGGCAUUGCGUACAACGCCCGGAUCGGAGGCAUUCGGAUGUUGGACGGUGAUGUGACAGAUGUGGUGGAGGCGAAGUCUCUUGGCAUACGGCCGGACUACAUCCACAUCUACAGCGCCAGCUGGGGCCCUGACGAUGACGGGAAGACUGUGGAUGGGCCGGGUCCUCUCGCCAAGCAGGCCUUUGAACAGGGCAUUAAAAAGGGUCGAAAGGGGCUGGGCUCCAUCUUCGUCUGGGCCUCUGGGAAUGGGGGCCGGCAGGGCGACCACUGCUCCUGCGACGGCUACACCAACAGCAUCUACACCAUCUCCGUCAGCAGCAGCACCGAGAACGGGAACAAGCCCUGGUACCUGGAGGUGUGCUCCUCCACCCUGGCCACCACCUACAGCAGCGGGGAGUUUUACGACAGGAAAAUAGUGACGACGGACCUGCGGCAGCGCUGCACCGAUGGCCACACAGGCACCUCUGUCUCCGCCCCCAUGGUGGCUGGGGUCAUUGCACUGGCUCUGGAGGCCAAUCCGCUGAUAACCUGGAGAGACGUGCAGCAUCUCUUGGUGAAGACCUCCCGGCCUGCCCAUUUGAAAGCUAAUGACUGGAAGACAAAUUCUGCAGGACACAAAGUCAGCCACCUGUAUGGGUUUGGGCUGGUGGAUGCAGAGGCCAUGGUGGUGGAGGCCAAAAAGUGGAGAAGUGUUCCGGCCCAGCACACCUGCACCAGGAUCUCUGAUCGCAGGACCAGGUACAUUCGCCCGGACCAGCACCUGAAUGCCAGCAUCAUCACGUCGGGCUGCUCUACACACCCUGACCAGAGCGUGGUGUACCUGGAGCACGUUGUGGUGCGAGUCCUCAUCGUACACCCGCGCAGAGGAGACCUGCAGAUCAACCUCAUCUCCCCUUCCGGGACUCGUUCCCAGCUGCUGGCCAAGAGAUUGUUUGAUAACUCAAACGAGGGCUUCAGGAAUUGGGAGUUCAUGACCGUGCACUGCUGGGGAGAAAAGGCAGAGGGACUGUGGACUCUGGAGAUCUUUGACUCCCCCUCGCAGCAGCGUAACCCUGAGGUACUCGGUAAGCUGAAGGAGUGGUCCCUCAUCCUGCACGGCACUGCCGAGCACCCCUACCACACCUCUCACCACUCACGCUCCAGGAUGCUGGAGAUCUCCAGCCCCAAGGCCCACGAGCCACUGCAGGAGAUCCCAGAGGAAGAGGAGGAAGAGGAAGAGUACAAUGGGCCAUGUCACACUGAAUGUGGGGACCAGGGCUGUGAUGGUCCCGAUGCUGACCAUUGUCUGAACUGUGUUCACUUCAGCCUGAGCAACGUCAAGACAGGCAGGACCUGUGUCAGCCAGUGCCCCCUGGGCUACUAUGAGGAUGUGCAGGCCCGGCGCUGUCGACGCUGCUCCAGAGGCUGUGAGACGUGCCUGGGCCGAGCGUGGAAUGAGUGCCUGUCCUGCCGCAGAGGGCUCUACCUCCACGCCGACCACAGCUCCUGUGUGGACACGUGUGCCACAGGCUACUUCGCUGACGAUGUUCCGAGGAAGUGUACGAAAUGCCAUGUGAACUGUCUGAAGUGUGUGCGUGAUUCUGACCGAUGCACUGCCUGCAAUGACGGCUACAGUCUUGCAGGUAUGACCUGUGUCCCCAUGUGUGCUAAUGGAACAUUUUUUCACCUGGAAGAAAUGAAAUGCAUCGCCUGUCAUCACUCCUGUGCCACCUGUACAGGCCCAGGGAAAGAGGAAUGUAUCCAGUGUGCCAAAGACUUCCUGCAGCAGGAGUGGAGAUGUGUCCCAGCAUGCACUGAGGGCUUCUACCCAGGGGAAGCUGCUGGACUCCCACAGAAGAUGUGUCGCAAGUGUGAAGAGAAUUGUUUGAGCUGUCAGGGCCCUGGGGUAACCUGCAGCCGAUGUCGAGAAGGAUACAAUCUUGUGAGCAGGAUGUGCAUCGCAAAUGCCACCUGCAACAACGCGGAUGAAGUGUUCUGUGAGAUGGUGAAGUCCAACCGGCUGUGUGAGAAGAAGCUUUUCCGACAGUUCUGCUGCAGGACGUGUCUCAUGACUGGGUGAAAAAGGAACUGGAAAGUACUUUGGGCACUGGCCUCUUGCUCUGUUGUACAUUUUUAAACUAGUUUACACCUCAAAGUCACUUAAUUUUGAUGAACCCUUUAAGGUGCAUAUUUGAUUUUAGUAAAAUGUAUUAAGGUUGUAUGUUUUUAUAGACUGCAUACACAACAUGUACAAAGUGUUUAUUUUUUAUUCAAAAACCACAUUAUUACAAAAUAUGGUGCUGUGUAUGAAUGUAUAUGGCAGCAUAUGAAUCUGAACCACUGUUUCAGACAAAGGUUGAUAAAAUGAUACAGCAGUAUGAACAGGUUUAUGAAUAUAAAGUAUUGCUUGUAAAGUAAUCCUUUUCAUACUUGAUCAUUGAAUUUCCUUAAAACAACUUUGUAAAAGUAUUAUAGUUUUUGUAAUAAAAAAAUAACCGUAGAAAGCAAUUGAAUAUAGAAUGUAGGUUCAUGCCAUUGUAAAUUUUAGAGAUUCUAUUUGCCAUUUUUAUUCUGUUUAUGUAAAAUGUUAAUAAGCUCAAAUAAAAACAUGCUCUCA
Molecule: messenger RNA, 3611 nt
Organism: Conger conger (European conger)
Lineage: Eukaryota; Metazoa; Chordata; Actinopteri; Anguilliformes; Congridae
Gene: pcsk6
Product: proprotein convertase subtilisin/kexin type 6
Exons: 21
Coding region: 360-3074 (904 amino acids)
Biological process (GO): peptide hormone processing
Cellular component (GO): cell surface; membrane
Molecular function (GO): serine-type endopeptidase activity
Source: RefSeq, a predicted model, not a curated record